Messenger RNA from Salvia miltiorrhiza (redroot sage), 2489 nucleotides. RefSeq names its product acyl carrier protein 1, chloroplastic-like. The coding region runs from base 1615 to 2088 and encodes 157 amino acids. The transcript is spliced from 3 exons. Gene Ontology annotation, molecular function: phosphopantetheine binding; acyl carrier activity; protein binding. Gene Ontology annotation, biological process: fatty acid biosynthetic process. Lineage: Eukaryota; Viridiplantae; Streptophyta; Magnoliopsida; Lamiales; Lamiaceae. The record is from RefSeq and is a predicted model, not a curated record.
UUUAUUCGAAAGUUUUGCAACUGCAUGUGUAACAUUCCGCAAACUAAUUCGACAUAUAUAAGGCAUUAGUGAGAUUUAGAUUUAACAUACUAAAAUGGAAUUAGUAAAUAGAGUUGUUAAAUUACAGCUUACAAGCUUAAGGUAUUUUUAGCAAUUAACUUUAAAUUCUCUCAUUUUUCAAAAAAAGAAAAAAAAAAUUAAAUUCUUCAGCACUCUGCUUUCAGCCGCCGGCGCCAUGAGAUCUGCGGCGGAGAAGCUCCGCUUCUUCCACCGGAGUUCAUCGCUCAGUUUCUUAUCUCCACGAUCAGCAUUCAGACAAUUCAAGACCUCUACAUCAACCACCACGACCACCGCGGCGGCCGCCGCCAACACCAGCCCCGCCCUAACCGAGGAAGAAGUGAACCAAAUCAACGCCGUAAUCGGCCGCCUCUGCGACUCAAACCACCUGAAAGAAGCUUCCGACCUCAUCUCCGCCGCCCUUUCCACCGCCAGGCCUCCUCUCGCUUCACUCCCUCUCUCCUCUCUUAUCAGCCGCCUCGCUUCCGAGCCCGACCUCACCCACCCAAUGCACCUGCUCAACACCCUCAAAUACAACCCUAACGCAUCGGAUCCGUCGGUUCUAAUCCCCGUCGCGAAAAUGCUCCUCUCCUCACUCUUCCAAAACGGUCGGCCGAAGAUGGCCGUCAAGGUUUUCCAGUGGGUGGCGCGGCCCGAUUUCCCCGGCGGUCCGGCGGCGGACCUGGAUCUCUACGGUGUUUUGGUUAAUGGAUUUUGCAGGAAUGGGAUGAUGUUGGAGAGUCUUCGUGUUUUGAGAGUGAUGGCGGGUGAAAAUUUGGUGAUUGGGGAUGAGAUUAGGGUUUGUAUUCACAGGGGUUUGUUGAGGGAGGCUAGGGUUAGGGAAGCUUUGGAGCUGAAUGCUGCAUUGGGAAGUUAUACUCCGGGGAGUGAUGGGAGUACUUGUGUUCCAGAGAAGGUUGUCCAUUUGCUGGAUCAGAUGAUUGCAAAUUGGGUGGAGUAGAAUGUGAGGUGUUUUGCUUUAUCUCUCAUUUCCUUCUUUUUGUUAUACUUUCUUUCAAGUUUCAUCUUAGCUGGUUGAGUAUUCUUGAUGAAAUUCAAAAAUUCUGUAAAUUAUUCCAACUCCAAGGCUGCUUAACUUUGAUGUUUAAGCAGUUUUUCAAAGUUAAACUUUUUGUAGAUUGUGUGACUCCUUGCAGCUUUGAUAUACUUGAUUAAUGUAGGUGGAGACCGGUUUGAAUAUUUACACUUUUAAUUUUUCUUGCAGAAGUUUGAAUUUGGUACUUGGUUAAAUCAUGUUUAUAUCUGUACCCACAAAAAUAUUAUGAGCUAUCUUGAAAUACAAGAUGAUGCUCAAACUAUUGUAGAGCUAAUAAAUCCAAUUGUUUGAUUCUGAAAAGCAAAGUUUGUUUUAUACAGUUUGUACAUGACCCAAGUUGUAAAAAGGGGCCCCUUUAAACCAAACGUGAUUGCAAGAAAACAACAAAUUUAGGGAUAGGGCUUGCAGUUGAUAAGGCUCAAUAUUCACCACUCCUGCUUCACACCUCACUUAAUUACACAGUUCACACUUCCUGCCUGCUUCAUCGUCUCAGCUCAACUAUGGCGUCCGUUUCUGCCAAUUUUCUUUGCGCAAGAACUUCAGUUCGUGUGCCUCCCAACCAGAUGAUGCUGAGCAAGAGUUUACGGUUGGCGACAGUUGGUUGGGGGAGGACACCUGGUUUCCCUCGUCUCGCAACUUCGCGCUUCCAAAUCACUUGUGCUGCAAAGAAAGAAACAGUGGACAAAGUGUGUGAGAUAGUGAGGAAGCAGCUGGCAUUGCCUGCUGACAAGGAAAUCACCCCUCAGACUACUUUCACAGAUCUUGGAGCUGACUCCCUUGACACUGUAACAACCCCAUUCUCUCUCUUUACACACAUUUAUGCUCCUUUUUCUAAUAAACGUCUCGUGCUGAGAGGUCGUGCUGGUAACUGUAAAUUUAUGCGGGAAUUACACUCGAAUAGAAGUCAUUUGACUACUUGUAGAUGUAGAUUUGUCCUGGAUUUGGAAACGAACUCAAAUUUGUUAGAGCAGUAAUACUUUCCUAUCGAGUGUGAGAUGUUUAUGAAAACACGAGCUUGCAACGGCAUGUGAGUAUGUGGUUUUUGAUUUGCAGGUGGAAAUAGUGAUGGGGCUGGAAGAAGAGUUUGACAUCACAGUGCAAGAGGAUAACCAAGACAACAUAACCUGCAUCCAAGAAGCUGCUGAUCUCAUUGAACAGCUUGUUGCCAAGAAAUCUUGAAGCCUUCUUACUUAUAAUAUAUCUCAACUUAGGAUUAUGAGAUUAUGAUGAUUAUUUCAUGGGGAUUUUUUUUUUUUUUUCUGAUGAGAUUUAAUUAUGUUUUCGUUAUGAUUGGAUUUUUGCUCAUUUUGCGGGGGAAGAAAGAAACUAUUUUAGUUUGGAUUUUGCGGUAUUUAUAAUAUUGCAGUUUGGGACA